Messenger RNA from Danio rerio (zebrafish), 876 nucleotides. It is a transcript of the gene tmem18, whose product is annotated as transmembrane protein 18. The record is from RefSeq and is marked provisional. Gene Ontology annotation, cellular component: nuclear membrane. NCBI's taxonomy places the organism in Eukaryota, Metazoa, Chordata, Actinopteri, Cypriniformes, Danionidae.
GACGAUUGCGGAAGUGUUUGUUAUUGUGGUUUAGCUGCUAGCACAGUGGCGUGUAAUCAAAUAAUAUGACAGCAUCAAACACUAAAAACGCCAGCGCAAUCCCAAUCGAUAAAUUCAGCAAUGUUCGCAUCACAUCAAUAUGGACUUUCCUACAGUCUGUUGACUGGUCUGAGCCCUGGCUGAUGGCUCUGCUGGCCUUUCAUGUCUUCUGUUUUGCUUUCACCCUCCUGUCCUGCAAAUACUACCGCAUUCAGAUCUGUCAUUUUCUCCUGAUGGUUGCGAUGGUUUACAGUGCAGAAUACCUGAAUGAGCUGGCAGCCAUGAAUUGGAGGUCUUUCUCAAAGUUCCAGUAUUUUGACUCAAAAGGAAUGUUCAUAUCUUUGGUAUACUCUGUCCCGCUCUUGCUCAACACUGUUAUUAUUGUGGCUGUUUGGGUAUGGAGGACCUUCUCAACCAUGACAGAACUUAAGAUAUUGCAAUUAAAGAGAAAAGCGGCCAGAGAGAACCACAAGAAAACACAAUAGAAGGCAUGAACAGAACAUGCACCAUUUCCUAAUGGACUAAUAAUAAUAAUGGUCAGUGGUGGAGGGCAUGUACUGCAUAUGGGCUGAUUAUAAGGAAAACUCUUGUGGCAGAGGGUCUUGAAUGUUUAUUUCAGACUGCUGAUGGACAAUUACUAUACCUGCUAUAGCAAAAACUCCAUCAAAUGCCUGAUCUGGUCAAAAACAUACUGGACAAAGGCAUCACCUGUAUUGCGCAGGCAUUUUGUGUAUGUGUACUAUAGAUAGACCAUUCCAGUGCUUAAUGCUUUUUUUUCAUUGAUUGGAGUGUUGGACAUGAAAAUGGUGUAUUUAUGUCAAUAAAUUGAAUGUUGUC